This is a messenger RNA of Pistacia vera, 541 nucleotides long. RefSeq names its product receptor protein kinase TMK1-like. The record is from RefSeq and is a predicted model, not a curated record. Lineage: Eukaryota; Viridiplantae; Streptophyta; Magnoliopsida; Sapindales; Anacardiaceae. Gene Ontology annotation, biological process: protein phosphorylation. Gene Ontology annotation, molecular function: ATP binding; protein kinase activity. The coding region runs from base 1 to 540 and encodes 179 amino acids. The transcript has 2 exons.
AUGAUGUUUGUGACAGGUCGGGUAACAACUAAAGCUGAUCUGUUUAGCUUUGGAGUGAUAUUGAUGGAACUAAUCACAGGUAGAAAAGCUCUAGAUGAGAGCCAGCCUGAGGAGAGCAUGCACCUUGUAACAUGGUUCCGAAGGAUGCACAUCAACAAGGACUCAUUUCGCAAGGCAAUCGACCCCACAAUAGACCUCAACGAAGAAACCCUUGCCAGCAUCAGCACCGUUGCUGAGCUGGCAGGUCACUGCUGUGCAAGGGAGCCAUAUCAAAGGCCUGAUAUGGGUCAUGCUGUGAAUGUGUUAUCUUCUUUGGUUGAGUUCUGGAAACCAGCUGACCAAAAUUCCGAAGAUGUGUAUGGCAUUGACCUUGAGAUGUCAUUGCCACAAGCACUGAAGAAGUGGCAAGCCUAUGAAGGUAGAAGCUACUUGGAUUCUUCUUCUUCGUCGCUUCUUCCCAGCUUAGACAAUACUCAGACGAGCAUACCUACACGCCCGUAUGGAUUUGCCGAGUCAUUCACAUCAGCAGAUGGGAGAUAAU